Aspergillus steynii IBT 23096 is the source of this 972-nucleotide messenger RNA. Its product is annotated as short-chain dehydrogenase. The transcript is spliced from 4 exons. The coding region runs from base 1 to 972 and encodes 323 amino acids. The record is from RefSeq and is a predicted model, not a curated record. Lineage: Eukaryota; Fungi; Ascomycota; Eurotiomycetes; Eurotiales; Aspergillaceae.
AUGUCGAAUUAUAACUGGGACACAACGGCCGAACAAGUCGCCUCUGACUGUCGUCCUUCCAUUAUGAACAAAACCAUCCUGAUCACCGGUGUUACUCCUGGCGGACUUGGUGCCGGGUUCGCAACCAUCAUCGCCCCAUACAAUCCCUCGUUAAUCAUACUUGCUGCAAGAGAUACGUCCAAAGCCAAAAUCACAGCGCAAGAAAUUGAAAACGUAGCUCGGUCCGUCGCCACUCGCAUCCUGGAGCUUGAUCUCAAUUCGCAAACUCAGAUCCGAAAAGCAGCGAAAGAAGUGCUAUCGUACGACGAGCACAUCGACGUCCUCGUUAACAAUGCCGGUGUUAUGGCUCCGCCAUUCCGGCUAACCGAGGAUGGCGUGGAGAGCCAGUUUGGCAUUAAUCAUGUUGGUCAUUUUUUGUUCACGAAUCUUAUUAUGAGCAAGUUGAUCGCGCCUGGGAAAGUCUCGCGCGUGGUCAAUGUUUCAAGUGAUGGGCACCGGAUGGGACCUGUUCGUUUUGAUGAUUGGAACUUCGAUGAUGGAAAUACAUACGACCCAUGGCUGGGAUACGGACAGGCCAAGACGGCAAAUAUGCUCUUUUCACUGUCUUUGGCCCAGAAGCUCGGCACAAGGGGCCUCAUAUCCGUUAGCCUUCAUCCUGGGGUUAUAAACACGAACCUGCUGAAAGGUGACGUGGACGAAUCUGUCGAGUCACUAGUGAAAUGGGACAAAGCCUUGGGAAACCGGCCGUUUUGGAGGGGCUUCAAAUGGAAGACUAUGUCACAGGGUGUAGCAACCCAUGUCUUUGCCGCAUUCCACGAUGAUAUUUUAACUACUGCACGCAAUGGCGGAUUCCUUUUAGAUUCGACUGGCGUACCCCCGGAAGACAUCCGUUGCUGGGCCAGAGAUAGCAUAGAGGCGGAGAGACUAUGGAAACUGAGCGAGAGAAUCGUGGGAGAAAGGUUUGGCUAUUGA